This is a messenger RNA of Lynx canadensis (Canada lynx), 2692 nucleotides long. It is a transcript of the gene USP45, whose product is annotated as ubiquitin specific peptidase 45. Gene Ontology annotation, molecular function: cysteine-type deubiquitinase activity; zinc ion binding. The transcript is spliced from 18 exons. Gene Ontology annotation, biological process: protein deubiquitination. NCBI's taxonomy places the organism in Eukaryota, Metazoa, Chordata, Mammalia, Carnivora, Felidae. The record is from RefSeq and is a predicted model, not a curated record. The coding region runs from base 48 to 2489 and encodes 813 amino acids.
UCUUGAGGUUGUAGACGCGGCGUCUCGGCCCGGCGUGUAACUAACAGAUGCGGGUGAAAGAACCUUCCAAAGCUUUACCCGAGAAAGCAAAAAGAAGUAAAAGGCCUGCUAUACCUCGUGAUGAAGACUCUUCAGACGACAUUGCUGUAGGUUUCACUUGCCCACAUGUAAAUCUUGCCAUCAGUGUGAAUCAUGUGAAGAAAGCAAUAGCUGAGAAUGUGUGGUCAGUUUGCUCCGACUGUUUAAGGGAAAGAAGAUUCUGUGAUGGGCAGCCAGUACUUUCCUCUGACAUUUGGUUGUGCCUCAAGUGUGGUUUUCAGGGAUGCGGUAGAAACUCAGAAAGCCAUCAUUCAGUGAAGCACUACAAGAAUCAGAGAACAGAAUCUCAUUGUAUUACAAUUAGUCUGAGCACAUGGAUUAUAUGGUGUUACGAAUGUGAUGAAAAAUUAUCAACACACUGUAAUAAGAAGGUUUUGGCUCAAACAGUUGAUUUUCUCCAGAAACAUGUUUCUAAAACACAAACAAGUGCAUUCUCUAGAAUCUUAAAACUUUGUGAAGAAAAAUAUGAAGCAGGUGAAAAAAAGAAAGGAAGAAAAGGCAACAGUGUAACACCUGUGAAAGGAAUUACAAAUUUAGGAAAUACUUGCUUUUUCAAUGCAGUCAUGCAGAACUUGGCACAAUCUUAUAUUCUUUCAGAACUGAUGAAUGAGAGCAAAGAAAAUGGUACAAAACUCAAGAUUUUUCCUUCCUCAGACUCUCACCUGGACCCAUUAAUGGUGGAACUUUCAAGCCCUGGACCAUUGACCUCAGCCCUGUUCCUGUUUCUUCAUAGUAUGAAGGAGACUGAAAAAGGACCACUUUCUCCUAAAGUUCUUUUUAAUCAGCUUUGUCAGAAGGCCCCUCGAUUUAAAGGUUUCCAGCAACAGGACAGUCAGGAGCUACUGCAUUAUCUGCUGGAUGCGGUGAGAACAGAAGAAACAAAGAGAAUACAAGCUGGCAUCCUAAAAGCAUUUAACAACCCAACUACUAAAACUGCUGAUGAUGAUACUAAAAAAAAGGUCAAAGCAUAUGGAAGAGAAGGUGUGAAAAUGAACUUCAUAGAUCGGAUCUUUAUUGGUGAAUUAACUAGCACAGUCAUGUGUGAAGAAUGUGCAAAUAUCUCCACAGUGAAAGAUCCUUUUAUUGAUAUUUCACUUCCUAUAAUAGAAGAAAGGGUUUCAAAACCUGUACUUUUGGGAAGAAUGAAUAAAUGUAGAAGUUUACAGGCAACGGAUACUGGUCAGUACAGUGACACUGUUACCAUAGAAAAUGUUCAGCAACCCAGAGCCACCAAGAACCAGUCUUCAUCUAAAGAUAAGAAUCAACUAGUUCACGGCAGAAAAUGUGUAAGAAAAUUACCAUCUGGAGAAGAUAGAGUGGCCGUCAUAUGCCGAGAAUAUGAAAACCCUGGGAUGAGUGGAGAUUCCUCAGUGUGUGCAGGCGUCGUGAGUACUGAGGCAGCUCUGGCCGAAAGCCCUACUGAUGGCAGCGAAAAAGAAGCCAGCCCUUCCGAAAGUAGUGCUGAUGCUGACAGUGAGGCUUCAGAAUCGGAAAGUACUUCUCAGCAGGCUGUCCUGUUGAGGUCUAGGAGUGGAUGCUGUGCGCACAAAAAUGGACCCCCUCCCCAGCGGCCACUCACCAAGGAGACUGGCAGUGGUGACGAGGGAGUGGCUGAAGCUAUUUCUGAACUGUAUUUGAGCAGCACUGUAACUGGAGAUAGAGAUCUUGACAGAGAAAAUAAGCCACCAGAUGUUCCAAAUAAUUUGUGUUCAUCACAGGAGAAGCAUGUGUUGUCUCCUAGCCCCCAAAAGGCUUUUCUUUCCCUUUCUCAGAGCUAUAUAACUACUUCUAAAGAAUGCUCAGUUCAGUCCUGUCUCUACCAGUUUACAUCUAUGGAAUUACUAAUGGGGAAUAACAAGCUUCUAUGUGAGAAUUGUACUGAAAAGAAACAGAAGUACCAAAAGGAAACCAUUUCUGCAGAAAAGAAAGCAGAAGGGGUUUAUACUAAUGCCAGGAAGCAAUUGCUCAUUUCUGCUAUUCCAGCAAACCUAAUUCUCCAUCUUAAAAGAUUCCAUCAGGCUGGCUUGAAUCUUCGAAAAGUAAACAGACAUGUCGAUUUUCCACUUAUUCUUGAUUUGGCACCAUUCUGUUCUGCUACUUGUAAGAAUGUAAAUGUGGGAGAUAAAGUUCUCUAUGGUCUCUAUGGCGUAGUGGAACACAGUGGCUCAAUGAGAGGAGGUCACUACACGGCUUAUGUGAAAGUGAGAGCACCCUCCAGGAAAUUAUUGGAGCAUAUCACUGGAAAGAAAAAUGUACCUGAUUUGAAAGAACCUGACAGUGAAUCGGCAGACCAAUGGGUCCAUGUUAGUGACACUUACGUGCAAGUGGUUCCAGAAUCAAGAGCACUUAGUGCACAAGCAUACCUUCUUUUUUAUGAAAGAAUAUUAUAAUUAUUUGUUAAUAAUUAAUGGUAAUGAUUAUUUAGAUCACUUUUGUUCAAAUGCUGCAAUGAUAACAUAAUAUGCAAUGUGCCUUUGUAGUCUUUUCUGUAGGAUUAGCAUGUCCCUCAAAUGCCCUUGGAGAUUUUUACCAUUUCUGGCAAAUCCUUUUAAAGUAAAUUAAAUUUACUCAGUGCUUUCAUAUGUAUAUUCUU